CUUCAUUUCAGCUUCCAUUUAAUUCACCGUCUCCUCUCCUCUCUCUGUUUUAUAUACAUCAAAUUAUUCUUCUCUGGACUCUGUCUUCUUCUCAGACAAUUCUCCCAUGGAUGUUCCUCAUCGAUCCAUGCAAAGCUCUUCAGAGAAUAAACGAGUAGGGGUCUACACGUACAUGGCUCAGUGGCCUGUUUAUGCGCUAGCUUGGUCAGUUCGCCAUGAGAAGACACGCCGGCUAGCCAUUGGGAGUUUUCUCGAAGACUAUAGCAACAAAGUUGAACUCGUCCAAUUCAAUCUCGACACUUGUGAUUUCUCCACCGAUAACCGCCUCAUCUUCGAUCACCCUUAUGCACCCACAAAUCUAAUGUUCUUCCCAUCUGAAGAUGAUUCAAAUCCCGACAUUGUGGCCACCUCCGGCGACUUCUUACGUCUAUGGCAAAUCUACGACGACAGGAUAGAGCUCAAGUCCCUUUUCAACGGUAACAAGAGUAGCGAGUUCAAUUCUGCUAUAACUUCUUUUGAUUGGGCUGAUUUUGACGUUCGUCGAGUGGCGACAUCUAGUGUAGACACCACUUGUACAAUAUGGGAUAUAGAGAAAGAGACUGUAGACUCUCAAUUAGUUGCCCAUGAUAAAGAAGUGUAUGAUAUUUCUUGGGGAGGAUUCAACGUUUUUGCUUCUGUUUCUGGCGAUGGCUCAGUUAGAGUCUUCGACCUAAGAGACAAAGAGAGAUCAACUAUAAUUUAUGAGAAUCCUAUUCAAGAUUGUCCUUUGUUAAGAUUAGAGUGGAAUAAAUUUGACCCAAGGUUCGUAGCCACAGUUGGUAUGGAUAGCAAUAAGGUGGUAGUUUUAGACAUUCGCUUUCCAACUACUCCUUUGAUGGUGCUAUGUAAACAUAAGGCAAGUGUGAAUGCUAUAUCUUGGGCUUCGGUUGCUGGACGGCAGAUAUGCUCGGUCGGAGAUGAUUCAAGAGCUUUGAUAUGGGAAGUGGUGGAAUCAGUGUUCCGGUCAGAAAACGGUGAUGGUGGUGAUAUGGAACCUGUUAUGUGGUAUGGAUCAAUGGCUGAAAUCAACAAUGUACAUUGGUCGCCUGUUCAUUUGGAUUGGAUUGCUGUAGCUUCUUUGAAUAAACUGCAACUCUUGAAGGUUUAGAAAAUUGCACACCUUCUCAUGUAUGACUUGUGAUUAAGCUUGAAAUGCAGCUAGCUUGAGACUAGUUGUUCGUUUGAAACAUGUCCUAACAUCAAUUUAAUGAAUAAAAAGUUGAGUGGCUCUUGCCCAAACCAUGGAAGAA
Manihot esculenta (cassava) is the source of this 1289-nucleotide messenger RNA. Its product is annotated as WD repeat-containing protein LWD1. The transcript is spliced from 2 exons. The record is from RefSeq and is a predicted model, not a curated record. NCBI's taxonomy places the organism in Eukaryota, Viridiplantae, Streptophyta, Magnoliopsida, Malpighiales, Euphorbiaceae. Gene Ontology annotation, molecular function: protein binding. The coding region runs from base 107 to 1147 and encodes 346 amino acids. Gene Ontology annotation, cellular component: nucleus.